UGUGGGGGGGGGUCUUAUUUUCUUUACUCUUUACUUCAAAAACUAUGUCUAAAAAGAGUAAUAUUUUAUGUAUUUGAGGUCAGAGAUGAAGAGAGGGAGAGAGAGAGGACAAACAUUUAACAUUUUAGGUCAGCAUUGCAUCUAAUCAGCCAAUAUUGCAUAGCACUUCAUCUUUAUAACAUGGGAUUUUGACCAAAUAUAUUCACUCUUGAUAUUUGUAAUAUGUUGCAAGAUGCUAUUUAUUUAUUUGUUUUAUUAAUUCAUUUAUUUUGUGAAAAAUUACAGUUUUGGAUGGUUUGUAUGGUUAAAAAAAAAAAAAAAAAAAAUAUAUAUAUAUAUAUAUAUUUAAAAAAUACCUUAAAGUACAGAUGAGGAUGUAAAGCAAAUGUCUUUAAAAUAAACUGUGGAGCAUGCCCCGAUCGCUGAUCUUUCCCCUCUUACCUGUUUGACUCUAUGAUUUCUGUUAUUAAAGCACAUGCAUUAUUAAAUCCAGCAGUUUAACAUCAUAUUUCUGAUGAUCGCUGAUAAUAUAGCAAACAUAAGUUCUGGUUUUAUUGAGUAUGACAGUGUGUAUAAAUAGCAAACAGGAGUCGGUGGGCAGUAAAGGGCAGUGAUUCUCUGCUUAAGCUGCUCUGACAGAUGACCUUUGCAUCAGGGUUGAACUUCUGAUGGGUUUGACACACACUGCAUUAUUUCUCUACACUUUAUUUAUUUUCCACUGUUAGAGUAAUAUUGUAAAUGUUUGUGGGAAACUUCUAAUUCCUAUCACCAGCAGCAUUUUAUAAUGCAUCACUCAGCAUCUGUUGUACUAGACUCGAAAAGAGUUUAAAGUGUUAUUGUUACUAACGUUUCAGUGAGUAUGAAGCUCGCGCACGACGCCGCUGUGACGCGCCUCUGACCGCGGGAGCGCGCUUAGGAGACAGACGCGCUGCACGAGCUCAUGAUUAUAAUUUCAUAUUUCUGCUCCAGAAUGAACAAUAACAGCGAGAAUGAUCCCAGCAGCCCAGGAGAAGAGGUCAGGACUCUGUUUGUCAGUGGACUGCCGCUGGACAUCAAGCCCAGAGAGCUUUACCUGUUAUUCAGGCCUUUUCAGGGUUACGAAGGGUCCUUGAUCAAAUUUACCUCCAAACAGCCGGUGGGGUUUGUGAGUUUUGACAGUCGCUCAGAGGCGGAGGCCGCUAAGAAUGCCCUGAACGGCGUUCGCUUUGACCCGGAUAUUCCCCAGACUUUACGGCUUGAGUUUGCCAAAGCCAAUACCAAGAUGGCCAAGAACAAACUAGUAGGAAUACCAAACCCUUCGCCAUCCAGACAAAGUCCUGGCCCGCCCUGUGUCAGUCGAGAGCCCUAUGAGCUGACCGUUCCUGCGCUGUACGCCAGCAGUCCUGAGGUGUGGGCGUCUUACCCGCUGUACCCCACUGAGCUACCUCCGCCGGCGUACGCCUACAGCUCCUCGCUGCACGCUCAGAUUCGGUGGCUGCCGACCGCAGACGCAACCAAUCAGGGCUGGAAGAGCCGACAGUUCUGUUGAUGUCUGUAUGCUGCUGUGAACCACAGGACAAUCAGAACCUCCACAAGAACAGACCUCGUCCUCAUCUUCAUCCUCGUCUCAUCUUCGUCCUCGUCUUCAUCUCAUUCUUGUCUCGUCUCUUCUCUUCUCUUCUUACAUUGUGAAGUUCAUAGUUGAUAUAUUAUGUAUGAAUUAUAAUUAUUUAUGAUGAUAUUCUUAUUGGUUCAAUAAUUGCUGUAAGUUUUGAUGGGGUUGAUGCAUGAAGCCUUGCCAAAAAUAUUUCAAUAUUUACACAUUUUUAGAUAUUGCAUAUUCUCUUUUAUUAAUCAUUAUUAUUAUUAUUAUUAUUUUUAAGGAGCAAAAUAAGUAUUUUUAUAAUGAAUGAAAUGAAAUGUUUUCAGUGCCAUUUUAGUGUAAUUUUAGUAGCACUUUAUUUUACAGUCCUGUUACUCAUGAACACACUAUGUACUUAUUAUAGUAAUUACAAUAACUAGAUGCUAACCCUGAACCUAACUCUAGCCCAGAGAGUUACCUUAUAUUACCAGAACUUUCUUAGGUAAGUACACUGUAAGUACAUGUACUGUAAAAUAAAGUGCAACCAUAAUUUCUAUAUGUUGUUUCUUAUAUGUACAAUAAUGUUUUUAAUGGCUAUGAAUGUUUUAUUGAGCUUUCUUAAGCCUGCUUAAAUCAUUAAAAACACUUUGUGAGAAGUGUUUGAAAUCAGA
Molecule: messenger RNA, 2232 nt
Organism: Onychostoma macrolepis
Lineage: Eukaryota; Metazoa; Chordata; Actinopteri; Cypriniformes; Cyprinidae
Gene: rbpms
Product: RNA binding protein, mRNA processing factor
Exons: 8
Coding region: 941-1528 (195 amino acids)
Molecular function (GO): mRNA binding
Source: RefSeq, a predicted model, not a curated record